GUGACAAACGAAGAUUAUUGUGACGUUUUAUUUUUUACAUUUGGUUUUGUUGAUGUUGGUUUUUCUACCAUGUGAAGUAAAAUUAGAAGUAAUAUAAUAUUUUUGGGCCAAAUUGGUAACCUUUUAAUAAUUCGUUUCGAAAUGGAUUCGACUAAUUUUCAAAUAAAAGUAAAAUCGGAAACUAAUCUAGAAGGAGAGGCAACAGAUGAAGCAAAUAAUCUACUGAGGAAUGGUAUUUUAGUAGAAACAAGCAAGGGCUUAAUUUGCAUGUCGCUGAACGAUGCUCUAUCCUUAGAUUUAAAUCUAUCUGUGGAUGAUCUGAGGAAUGUGGCUGCUAAGUUAAUAUCUCAACAGAACAUUGUGGGGCACCCUCCAAAACUAUCCCACAGCCUUAACUGUGAUAGCGAUGGAUUCUCCAGCGAGUGCAGCGAUAUCAGCACCACAACAUCUGGAUCUACAGUACAAUCUCCUUUCAAAUCACUUCCACCUUUGCUUUCGGAUAGGAUUAUCAAUAAGUUUGAACCUGAGAUUAGUAUCACUGAGAGUAAAAUACCGUUUACUACAGAUGAUGUCAAAGCGACAGACAAAAUCGGGAUUGAUCCAGUAAUUGAACCAGUGAUCACUAUAGCACCUUUAAAAAUUUCCAUCGAUGUAGUCAAGCCGAAGAAAAACAGAGGUGGGUGGCCGAAAGGAAGAAAACGGAAACCUGAAGUUUUGAAUUUACCUCCCAAAGCACCUGCAACUGGAUAUACAUUGUAUCUAAACGAGCAGAGAAAACACUUCAAAGACAGCAAUCUAGCAUUUCACGAAAUCACUAAAGUUAUAGGAAACAGAUGGUCUAGUUUAACCUUAGAAGAGAAAAAACCGUAUUUGGAAAAGGCAGAGGAAGAUAAAAAGCGCUACAGGGAAGAACUAAAGCAAUAUAGACAAUCCGAUGCUUAUAGGGCUUAUCUUACAAAAAAGCGAAAAAAGAGAUUGCAAAACAAUGUCAUGUCAGAGAGUGAUAUGGAUGCUACUGAUGAUUUUGAUGAGGAAGAUAACGAAGAACUGUACUGCCGGACGUGCGAUCAGUGGUUCCACAAUCUUCACAACAAACGCGAACAUCUUCAAGGGAAGCAGCACCUUCAGUCAGUGGCGGGUAACAUUACCAGAGCGCUGAACUCCGAAGCUGAAGCCGCAGCUACUACCAGUACGUUCAGUACUUCCUUAGAUGAAUCUAGUUUGGAUGGUAUGCCUAACGUGAGGUUGAGCGGCAACGCCGCGGGUACUAGUUCGGGAGAUGUCUGCGAUGCUAUGACGCAUUUGGCAACAUUGGUUACUAAACGAGAAAAAGAAAUAAAAACCCUCAAAAAUCGACAGCAAGAAUUUAUGUCCCAACAACAAGCACUAUGCAACCAGCUCCAUCUGUUGAACGAAAGACACAAAAAACUUCAAAGAGACCUGCUGCUACUGAAGGAAAAGGAGAAGGAGACCGAAAGCAAAGUUAUGAAUCUUUGGCAGGUGCCUAGUUGGUUUAUUAUCAACAACGUCAGUAGCUCGGAUUCAGUAACUGAUUGCAAUGAAAGUACCGAAUGAUUUAAGGGUGCAUUUAAUUUAAAUUAUUUUUCUACUUGGACUGAAUUGAUAUUCGGUCGGAAUUGUUUUUACAAGUCAAAAAUCUGGUAUGUGUCAAAAUCAUAGCAGAUUGUGCAUUUUAAAAUAAAAAUAAUGGUAAAAGUCACUGCUAGAUGAAGGCUGAAUUUGUUCACUUUCACUGGUUUCAAAAGACAUCAAUAGAUAUUUACAUGGGUGGAAGAGAAACAUCCUUACAUCACGUAUUAUUUAAAAUUACAACUGUUCAGUAUGAUGUGAUAAUUUUCGGUUAACAUCACCAGCACUAAAGUAUAUUCACUUCAAAGAAAUGCAGCUUGCAGUGGCGUAAUCAGGGGAGGUUUUGGAGGUUAUACCCCCCAUUGUGAUGUACUUUGAGCUCUAUACGCUUAACACCCCCUUAAUUCCAUACCCCCCAGAGACCCUCCAGUAGUUGUAACUUCCCCUUAGGAUCAUCCUGGUUACGCCGUUGGUAACUUGUCAACACAAGAAAUGCGCGAUCAAUUCAUUCUAAUUCUCUAGAGUCUAGAGGUGCUGAAGAAGUAUAUUCUUGUUAUAUACAGUAUACAGUGAUGAGCGCGCUAAUAACCGGCGAAAUAACGAAAAAGAUGGAAAACAUAUUAAGUUGUGAGAUAAAAAGAUGAAACUAGUAGAGGUGAGAAAUUUAGCGAUAGAAACCUAUAAAUUUACAUUAUAUUUAUUGUUUCCCACCUUAAGACGUAUCAGAGGAGUAUGUCAACUAAAAUUGUCACUGUCAAAGUGGCAGUUGUUAAACUCGUCCGAUACUUCUAAAGGUGGGAAACAAUAAAUAGAAUGUAAAUCUAUUGGUUUUUAUCGCUAAAUAUCCAAACUCUACUAGUUUCAUUUCUUUUUAUCUCACAACUUAGGUAGGUACUCAUAAGUAGCGACAAUCAACACCUCUAUUCACCUGUUCAGUGUUCUGUGCAUGUACGUGUUGACUAGCUACAUUUUUUUUUCAAUGGAAUAUACUUUAGUGAUUGAAAUCUUCUUAGGCAUCAGUUAUUACAGUGAUGAGUGCGCUAAUAACGGACAAAAUAACGCAAAGGACGGAAACCAUAUUAAGUUGUGAGAUAAAAAGAGAUGAAACUAGUAGAGGUGGGAAAUUUAUCGAUAGAAACCUAUACAUUUACAUUAUAUUGAUUGUUUCCUAACUUUAGACGUAUCGGACGAGUUUGGCAACUACCACUGUGACACUGACAGUUUUAGUUGACACUCUCCUCUGAUACUUCUAAAGGUGGGAAACAAUCAAUAUAAUGUAAAUUUAUAGGUUUCUAUUGCUAAAUUUCCCACGUCUACUAGUUUUAACUCUUUUUAUCUCACAAUUGAAUAUUUUUUCCAACUUUGCGAUAUUUUGUAGGAUAUUAGCUCGCUCAUGACUGUAUACUGUGGUAAAGGCAUGGAAUAAUGUGGUUACUAGGCAAAAGAACAGUUGAAUGAGAGAUUUUGUGCUGGCUGGAUUGGAUAAUAUACAUAGUUUCAAAAGUUAUGCAUCACCAAAGUUUAAAGAAAGUUAAGUUAUAAAUCACGUUUUCACAAAUUUUACCAGAACAAUUUUUUCAAAUGUUUACACCUUGGCAACCAGAUCAAUUAAAUGGGCAUUUAAAUAAAAUAAAAAACCAAAUAAGGUGUAUUUUAUAGGAAAAAGCCUAUUAAAUAUGUGAUAAAGAUUUAUAAAGGUAUAAAAAUCGUGAAUACUAGGUAUGACGCAUAACUUUUGAAACUAUGUGUACCUAUAUUUUAAGAGAAAUCGCCAUAUUGAAUGUAGUUGGGUAUGGUAGAUUUCUUUUGUUAAGACACUAGGGAUGUUCUUCUAUUUCAAUAGCUUCUCGAAGUCUGCAGUUGCAAAAAAUAAAACGGGAACUUUUAGUUUUGGAAUUUUGGUCUCUUCCGUAGAGUUCCAUGGACUAAAUGUUUAAAUGGAGUUUUUUCUAAACUUAUUUGACAGGGGAGAAAAGAUUAUAGGGAGCAAUAAAUCUCAAUCGAAUUAACAUCCAUAAAAUAUCAAAUUAACUUUAAAAUCGUGUCUAUUCUUGUAUUUUAAACAGAUUUGAGGUGUUCAUGUAUCGAGUGUUGCAUUUUUUUGAUAAUUUAAAAAAGAUUUAUACUAUAUACGGGUUUUCUUAAUCAAUCUUUAUAGGUAGGUCGACCACAAGUCUUCAUUUUGAAGUCUUUUGAUGACUCGGGAUGUUAUUCGACUUCAAUAGCUUUUCCAAGUAUCCCCAGUUUUAGAAAAUGAAUGGUACUUUUACAAUCUGAACCCCCAAGAGAAUUGUGUUGAUUAAAUUUUUGUCUGAAUCACUGUGGUUGUCUGACGAGAGGAAGACUGAAAGGAUUUUGUGUUUGAAACUUCCUGAUCAUUCAGAAGUCUUCAUUUUGUAUGGAUUUGGAUGAAAUCAACCGUGUUAUUGAUAUGCUUAUCAUGUUCUUCGAUUUUAAUGACUUCUCGAAAUAUCUGUGGUUUUGAAUACAGGAACAGAAGCUUUGAGAUUAAGAAUCUGGGUUUUUCUAGCGCAUUUCAUGUGUUAACAUUAAAACGGUACCUGUUCUUGAAAUUAAAGCAGACUUUACUUCGUUUACUGAACUACACUAUCCAAGAAUGUAACGCACCACCUUAAAAAUGGGUAAUUUUUUAUGUCUCGAAUUUUCUAAACCUGCCGUCCGAUUUAAGUGAUUUUUUUAAUAUGUUUGUGGCGACACGCUUUAAUUACUAUUUUUGCUAAUUUUAUUUUUUAAUAACUUUUCUCAAAACGAAAUAAUAUGGCUCAUAUAAAAUUCACAUUUAAUAUACAAACCAGAUGCUAAGAAGGGCCGCUAAGUUUUACGAAACGAAAUGUAUCCCUAACCAUAUGUUUUUGGUGUGUUCAGUGUAACAAACUGAAUUCCCCAUAAAUUAAUUACCUUAUCAGACCUUAUGUCAAUAACGCACUUUGGAAAUGCAUUCGAAGACGUUUCGUAAAACUACAGAAAGGUUCUGAGCUUUUAAAACGCCAGAUGUAGUAAUUGAUUGCCUUUUCUAGCCAUAUUGUAAAACCGCAAACAUGAUGAUAAUAGUGUUGUGGUCUCUGCAGUAUCGUCAUGACAGGCACGCAGUUCAGACGCACCCUCGCUGCCCUCAAACAAUAAACAACCCUCUUACGAGAUGAAUAAGAACGCCUUUUAACCAAAAAUAAAAUAAAUAUUACUGUUCGUUGUUUACACUUAUUUUAAUUGAUUCCGUCAACACACCCACCAUCGGAAAAUGUUAUAGCCAUAUUCUUUAACAAUAUCGCUGUAAUAAUAUUGUUGCUAGACAGGUAAAUUGUUAUUGUAUACCGGGUGUACCUGUGUUUUUUUCUCAAAGUUCACAAAAUGCUCUGUUCUUUGAUUCAAUCGCUUAUGUUGAAUAAUAAAAAAGUUAUGUACUUUAACAACUAGCCAUGUUUUUCAUUAAUACAGGGUGUGCGACACCUGUAGUAAAAAAACAAUAGCAAUAAAUAAUUGUCAGCGUAGUAAAAAAAACAAAUAAUAAAAAAAUAUAUUAAAAAUAUAAUAAAAAACACCCUGUAUAUAAUAAGAAACACCCUGUAUUGAUGAAGAACAAGGCUAGUUGUUAAAAGUACCUAACUUUUUUAUUAUCCAACAUAAGCGAAGGAAUCAAAAAACAGAAUGUUAAGCAAACCUGACGCUAUAGUUGGGUUUUAAUUUUAGUAUUUUAUAAAUGCUAGAUUAUUCCACAGGGUGUGGUGAACUUCGAGAAAAAAACAGUUUGAUUGGUACACCCAGUAUACAAUGACAAUUUACCUGUCUAGCAACAAUUUUAUUACAGCGAUAUUGUUAAAGAAUAAGGCUAUAACAUAUUAAAAAAUUACUUAAAUCGGACAACAGGUUUAGGAAAUUCGGGACAUCAAAAAUGACCCAUUUUAAGGGGGUGCGUUAAUUUCUUGGAGUAGUGUAUUUGUCUUUUUUUUACUGAACUAUUAUCUUGUUUUAAGUCCAUUUUGAAGGGACUACCAGUUGUACUAUCAAGUUGUAUUAACUACUAAAUGAUUGUGUGAAUCACUGUGAUUGCAUGGCGAGCAGAAGACUGACAGGAAGAGAGCAUUUUGUCUUUGAAACUUCAUUUUGAACGGAUUUGGGUGUAGUCAUCCAUUUUUUUGAUAUACGUAUCAUGUUAUUCGAUUUUAACGACUUCUCGAAAUCUGUGGUUCUGAGUAAACGAACGGUGGCUUUGAGAUUAAGAAUUUGGGAUUUUUCUAGUACAUUUCAUGUCUUAAACCAAAACAGUACCUGUUAUUGAAAUUAAAGCAGACUUUUCUUCGUUUACUGAACUGUUUAUCUUUUGUAAGUCCAUUUUGAAUGGGCUACCAGUUGUAUUAUAGAGUAUGAUCAAAAUGUAAAAAAAAUCAUGUAUUUAUGUACGUUAUACAGUGAUUUGUAUAAAUAUAUAUUAUAGUGUACAUAUAUAACAAUCUUCCAUUAUAUUUUAAUGAUUUUGUUGUUUGUUUUAUAAAUAAAACACUAAAUUUACUGAAAUUAUUUUUAUUUAUUAUCGUUUGAACAUUUCUUCGUUUUUACAAAGGCCUUAAAAUUACCAACUCUUGUGCAAAUACAUUGCAAACUAUUAAAAAAAAACAAAAGGGACGUUUCUGGAAUCUGUUUCUGUUUUAAAUUUGCAUUUACUUCUCAAUAAUAUAGUCUAUCUUCAGUUCAACAGACUUUUUGCAACGUUUCAACGAUAUUUGGACAUUGAAAGAAGAAGCAGACAUAGCUAUAGUAAAUGUACAGUCAAGAUGCAGUAGAAAUAAAUAAACCAAUAUACGUUAAAUGCUACUAAGAGUAAAUACGUUAAUGCACUCCCGAAUCAUAAUUUUGAAAUCAUGAUUUGGGAUUUACAAUGUAUUGUUAUGCUCUACUUUAUCUAUUUAUUUAGAUUGAUUAGCAAAUUCUUAAUUUAAUUGAUUAUUCAAUUAUUUUAUUCACUGCCUAUGUAAAAACAAAACUAAAUUCAAAUUAAAUUUUCCAAUCAAUUUUAUUCUCAGGGCUAAUUUUGUAUUUGGUACAAUACCUGUGAUCUGUGGCUUCUAGUAUUUCUAGUUGCUUACUUCUUCCAGGGUGGAAACAGGGAAAUUGAAAACACUCAAAAUCAUAUAAAUGUAAUCUAUUGUUUUUAUCAAAUAAGCCGUGUACAUAUGAUUCAAAAAAUACUAAAAUUUAACUUUGUUGCAACAAUUUCUAACUUAUCUGAUAUCUGAUAACUCUGAUAUCUCCUUGUUUUGACAAAAAAAAAAGAAUGUGUGUGUACUUUGUACGCACGUAAGAAGUUAUACUUCUAUUAUAUGAUUUAAACGAAAUUAAUAUACUUAUUAUUUAUAUUUUGUUUAAAUAUUAAACUAAUUUAUACUUACUACUUCUCAAACAUUUUUAUUAGAACAGUGCCAAAAAUUAAAAUAAUAAAAGAAUAAAACACACACAAACACAUUAAACAAGCCACAAAUGAUGUCUGAACAUUAAUUGUCGAAAAUUUUUUUAACUAAAUACGUAUUUUCUGAAAAUACAAUUAUAUAAUAAAUAUACUUACAAUCAUAAAAUGUAUUAAAAAAAACAAAAAAGAAAGUUUCUGUUGGGACUCGAACCAGCGCUGAUAAGAGCGGGGUAUUGGAAUUCAUUCGCCUUCUCCGCUUAGCCACGGACACUAUGUGUCAUUAUUUACGAAGAUCGACUAACUAAACGGAUUAAACUUGUGAUAUUUUGAUAUGUAUUUUGAAAAUUGAUCAAAUUAUUUUAAUUUUGAAUUGAAAUGAUUUAGAAUUGAAAAAAUACAACAAAACAUAGAGUAAAAAAAAACAAUAUAUUAGGUGAAUAUUGAUAGAAAUUUUGAUGGUAAUCAAAUUAUAUAAAUAAAAGUAUUACAUACUAUGUAUUUUGGCAGAUCAAAUAGGUAGGUUUAUACCCAUGAUACAUUAACAAUUAUUACGUACCUGUUGCUUUUAAAAACUAUAUAAAAGUCACUACAAUAUUAUAAACUUUUUUGUUUCUGUCCUCACGACAAUAAAACUAAUAUAUUAUACAUUUGUUUACCUUUACCUCCAAACCACAGCUGCCAUAUCGGAUAAUUUUUGACAUGUCAUUUGAACAUCCAAUCAGAACAAAGUUAUAAUGCGCAUGCGCCGGGCUGAUAGGUUUUAACAUAUAAAAGAAAUCACCCUCUAUCGCCGGUAAAGAAGUAUAACUUCAAAAAUUAUUUAAUUAAUUUAUUAUUUACUCCUACUAAAUUUAAUGAAUUUUACUUUUCUUCUUUUGAAUUGAUUUCUCAAAUUUGAGAUGACUAACUGCGUUAAAAAAAUGUUCAAUUAACAAAUGAACAAAUAUGGUUUUGAUAUACACAAAUUUUCUCCAUUCCGACAAAUGAUUUCACUAACCUUUUUGUUUCUUCACUUCCUCGUUUUCUGGAUUGCGCCGUCCUUGAUUCUCCUAACACGUACUCUCUGGAUGUUGCGAGAAAGUCCCUCACGUCAAAACUGCUUUCAAGAAAAACACACAGGACUUGCUCGAAUUCUAUUAUUCAGUUUUCCUUGCUCGAUAUCUUGUGCACCAAAGGAUAAUAAUCAGCUACUCGUUCUAGACAAAACAAAGGAAUCUCCCUCGGACCAGGAAAAUUAACUCUUCAACCGGUCGACAAUUUGGUUUCAACUUGAUUCUGCUCGCAAAGGCUGAUCACACCACUCUACACUGAUUACACACUUUUAAAAACUCGACUGCCUUCUAUCGAUGUUCCUUACACAGUACCCCUUAUUUCUCUCUCAAAUCCAGACUCCAACAUUCAUUAUCCCUACUCCCGAUAUUUUCCAUCCAAUCAACAACAACCUCUCUCAAACCAUUUAUUUCUUGAGAAACCAAAUAUUCUUCCACAUAACUUUUCCAAUUUGUCAAAUUUCAAGAAAUAUAAUUAGUUCUUUUCUACUUUCUACUUUUACAUCUAAAAAAAAUACAAUUUGUUUACCAAAUUAAAAACCUUCCCGGAAAGAUCUUAAAAACGUCAUUGUUCCCGUCAACGCUCUGUCCACUUUCUAAUCACCGAAUUGUUUGUUAAUGUCCCGUCCAUUUCGUCGAAUCAUUAUCACUAAUCGUUUUCAUUUUUCCGAAACACUUGUUUAAUAGCAAAAUUAAAUUCUAUACAAUUUUGGUCAUAUACAGGGUGAUGAAAAACUAUGGUCUUAUGGUCUAUUGAUAUAAAUUUAAUUUUUUUGAAUUUCUUUAAAAAAAACAAUUCUAACAAUACUGUUAUAUAAUUUUAUGGAAAGAAUUCAGAAAAUUAAUUUUAUGUCUAAGACCACGAGAUCGUAGUUUCAUCGCCUUGUAUAUGGCUAAAAUUUGUAAAUAAUAUAUUUUUAGUCGUAAGCAGUGUUUCGUGGAAAGUGAAAAAGAUCAGUGAUUAAGAUUCUACGAGCGGACUUAACAAUUCAAGAACAAUAGAACUAAAUUACGAUCGGUUUUAGAAAGUGGAUGUAUUUGCGUUUGACGUGAACAAUAGAACAAUUCUAAAUGCUUCCUAGAAAGUAAAGACGGUAAUAAACAAAACUGUUUAGUUUUAGAAUAUAGGGUUUUUUCUAGCAUGUAAGACAAAAAUUAAUUUUGGUAUCUCCUGGAAUUCUACAAGAUGGAAAAUUUGUAUACAACACUAUUUAUUGUU
This is a messenger RNA of Diabrotica virgifera virgifera (western corn rootworm), 9280 nucleotides long. RefSeq names its product high mobility group protein 20A-like. The transcript has 6 exons. Gene Ontology annotation, biological process: regulation of gene expression. Bases 142 to 1575 code for a protein of 477 amino acids. The record is from RefSeq and is a predicted model, not a curated record. Lineage: Eukaryota; Metazoa; Arthropoda; Insecta; Coleoptera; Chrysomelidae. Gene Ontology annotation, cellular component: nucleus.